GCCGUGUUCAUCUAUUGAAGUGUCAGACGAUCUCUCGUCAGCAAGUCAUUCAGGUAACACGCACAUUCCACGUCGGAGUGUUCAUCGGCGAAGUCACGACUACGCGAGACACUCCAAAGGACCAUCGUCUUUUGAUCACAAAGAAUCCAACAUCUCUCAUCGUCUCUGGAUUUGGAGAACCGUUUUCCCGCGCUUGUCCUUCAAGUCGAUUUGCACCUGUUAACGUCACUCUCACUCUCGACGUGACCUGUUCUCACAAAUCCCACAUUACAAAUGAUGAAAGGCCGUCAUCAGUUUCGCCGUCGCUUCAGCUUGCAGCCUUCGGCACACAUGAAAGAAGAACAACAAGAAGAAGGGCCGCCAAAAAAUGUCAGAAACGAUAGACUGACAGAAUCGAACAGCGGCGGGAAAUCAACUGAGAGCUCUGUUCGGCAUAAAAUCGUAGUGAUGGGUGCCGCGAAGGUUGGAAAAUCCGCGAUAAUCAAUCAAUUCCUUUAUAAUACCUUCACUCCGAAGUACAAGCGUACCGUUGAGGAGAUGCAUCACGCAGAUUUUACCGUUUCCGGGAUUCACUUGACGCUAGACAUUCUGGAUACGUCCGGCUCGUACGAGUUUCCGGCGAUGAGAGAUCUGUCGAUCAAAUCGGCCGACGCUUUCAUAAUAGUCUAUGACGUUAAUGAUUCGAAUACGUUUCUCGAAGUGAAAACUCUGAGGGCCCAGAUACUCAGCACAAAGGGAGCUGUCCCAAUGGUGAUCGUGGGUAACAAAAUUGAUCUCGUCGAGUCGGAACAAGAGGUAGACUCGGAGAGCACGAGAGAGUUGGUUACGAUGAAAUGGGAAAACGGUUUUGUAGAAGUAUCGGCGAAAGAGAAUCUAAAUAUCUCUCAAAUAUUUAAAGAGCUGCUCAUUCAAGGUAAGUUGAAGUAUAAUCUGAGUCCGGCUCUGCAACGACGCCGUCGACAGUCCUUGCCACCUGCGCAACACAUGAAUUCACGCAGCAGCGGCACCCACGUACCUUCACCGGCUCAGUUGCAACAUUUACAACAGAUUCGCGAGCGUUCCGAAUCGAAACGAAAUUCAUGCAUUCUAUCGUAAGGCGAAGAUCCCGGUCAGAAUCGAAAAAAAGUUUGUCUGAAAUGAUUUCACGCAUACCAAAAACAAUCGGCGCCAUCCAAAAAAUUAUUGGAGUGACACACGACAGUUAGUAAGUAGUUUGCAAAGUCGAUAGAAUUUUUCGUUGUCACUAUAAAUAUAAAUGUAGAUUACUGAUAGAAAUUAUUUAUAGUAUUUAGAGAACUUGUCCAAAUAGUUUAGGUGAAAAAAUGUCACGAUAACUUGGAAUCUAUUCGUAUCAAUAUUACAAGGUGGGUUUACGUAGAGAAAACGGCUCGCGUUUUCUCGAUUUUACUACUAAUUCGAAGACAUCUUAUAUGUACAUUAACAAAAUGUCUUCUUAAAAUUUUGAGAACACAUACUUAAUCUCUCAAAAUUCUUUUCUUUCGGUUUGGUGUUGUGUUUGCUUUUAUAUGUUUAAAAAUAAGUUUCUUAUAAAUAUGUAAACAAACUGAUGUAAUCAGA
Messenger RNA from Pseudomyrmex gracilis, 1578 nucleotides. RefSeq names its product ras-related protein Rap-2a. The transcript is spliced from 4 exons. The record is from RefSeq and is a predicted model, not a curated record. Bases 274 to 1095 code for a protein of 273 amino acids. NCBI's taxonomy places the organism in Eukaryota, Metazoa, Arthropoda, Insecta, Hymenoptera, Formicidae. Gene Ontology annotation, molecular function: GTPase activity; GTP binding.